Limulus polyphemus (Atlantic horseshoe crab) is the source of this 2620-nucleotide messenger RNA. Its product is annotated as phosphatidylinositol 5-phosphate 4-kinase type-2 alpha-like. Gene Ontology annotation, molecular function: phosphatidylinositol kinase activity. NCBI's taxonomy places the organism in Eukaryota, Metazoa, Arthropoda, Merostomata, Xiphosura, Limulidae. The coding region runs from base 195 to 1322 and encodes 375 amino acids. The transcript has 8 exons. The record is from RefSeq and is a predicted model, not a curated record. Gene Ontology annotation, biological process: phosphatidylinositol metabolic process.
CAUUAAAGUGUAAUUGAAAUAUAUAAUUUUGAUAAUAAUAUAGUCUGUUUUGGAAGUCAAAUGUCAAAUAUAUAGAAGAAAAAAAAAAAAGAUAACAAUCUUUAAGCCUAACUCUAAUUCGUUCAAGUAUCUUGGCCUUUAUUGUUGUAAUCUCUACGUGCAGUUAGACAGCGAAGUGAUUUGUGAAAUACGUCAUGGCAUCGGCUGGGGAUGGAAAGAUUGUUCAGAGAGGAAGCAAGUUCAAGAAAAAACAUUUCAAGCCUAAAUACCAGAAGACAAAAAUAUUUCGAGCUAAUGAACCAAUUUUAAGUGUUUUGAUGUGGGGUGUUAACCAUUCUAUUCUGGAGUUGAACCAUGUCAGUAUCCCUGUCAUGCUGAUGCCAGAAGACUUUAAGGCUUUCAGCAAAAUCAAAGUGGACAAUCAUCACUUUAACAAGGAAACUCUUCCUAGCCAUUUUGUUGUAAAAGAAUAUUGUCCUCUGGUGUUUAGAAAUUUGAGAGAAAGAUUUGGAAUUAGUGACGAAGAAUAUGUGGUAUGUUUAAUGACUCAGUCAAUUGGUGUCACAACUUAUGAAAAUAAUCAACUAAUCGAACUUAUGUACAUUGUCGAACGACAUGGGAAGACACUCCUACCUCAGUUUGUAGCAAUGUACAGGUUGACGGUUGAAGGAGCUGAGACCUAUUUGGCAGUUAUGAGGAACAUCUUCAGUAGUUCCUUGAAGAUUCAUCACAAGUAUGACCUACAGAGCAAACACACUACUUCCCUGAAGGACAGUGACAUCCUGAAAGAUGGAAAAACCAUCCACAUCGGUCCAGAAGCUAAAGAAAGGUUCUUGGAAAGUCUCAGUGCUGAUAUUGAGUUCCUGAAAAAGAAUAACUUAACAGACUACUCACUCUGUUUGGGAAUACAUGACUGUAAAAAGGCAGAAGAUGAGGUUGCAGAACAAGAAAAAAUGGAGGCUGAUGGAAGUGGAGUAGAAAAUGGGGUCCUUCCUACAGAUGACGACGAGGACUCUGCCGGAAGUGGUUUAGGGCAGGUUGUCCCUACCCCUCCGGAUUCUCCCAGAACAGGAGAGCUAAGAGAAGUAAAUAAUGGCAGCAGGUUUAUUACAAAGAGAGACAUCUAUGCAAUCAGCAGUUAUGAAAAGGCACCAAACCCAGAGAUAUAUUUUAUGGGGCUCGUGGAUGUGCUCACUCACUGUGGAACCAAGAGGAAGUCGACAAAGGCCGGCAAGCAUACGGCUGCUUCGGAAGUUUCUACCGUACAGUUGGAACAGUAUGCUCAGGGCUUGAUAGAGGUUUUAAAUAGAAUUCUGGAGUAGUUAUUUUGUGUCCUGUUGCACUGUGAGUUGAUAUUUUAUUAACUUCAAUAUGUUGGGGUACAAACAUGUGUAGGUAGGGGUCACUUAAUUCUAACUUCUCUUAGGACUUACGUUAUUUACAGUCACAUUGUUGUCAGUUUUCAAAUUAUUGUAUAGUUACAGGGGCAGCAUUAGUCAAUGUGUGGUUCCAUGUAAAGUUUUAUUCUGGGGCCCAUAGUAGAACUUGAAAUUUCUCUUACUUUUUUGUAAAAUGGCAUUUGCAUCUCUAGCACCUCCCUUCAUAGUUAUGUUUUCAUGAAAAACACACAUUGUUAGAUUCCUGUCCACGUUUGUAACAAGGAUUCAUGAAUAUAGCACUUUUAAAUUGUUCAGUGUAUUAUACAAAUAUUUGCAUCUUGUUCUUAGCUCUUAUAUUGAUAUAAACCUUAUCGUUAAACAUGUACUAGACCUUAAGUCUCAUCUAACCUCUAGGAUAACAGAUUUAAUAUUUUAGAGAAAUCUAAAAAUCAGUAUUACAUGUUCCAAACUGUUUACAGACAUUACUUUUUCUUAUGUUGUACAGUGUUUAGCUUAAUGGUUACUUUUCACAGCUUUAGAAGUGUUAUUAAGAAAAAUGUGUAAUUUUAGUGUAAACAUCAUUGAUAUUCUGAAUAUAAAAUAAUACAACUACUAUGUACCAGUCAGUUGACAAACAAUAGAGCUUGUUACACGUUACGUUGAAUUAAUGUUAUAUACGGUGAGACCUCGGCUGUGAAGUGGCUAAACUUAAGGUUGCAUGUUGUACUAGGUGCCGAGUCGGAUCAUUCCCCUAAAGUGGCAGUUCUGGCUACAUUUUUUAUUGACAGGGGGGGCUAAAGAGACAUAUAAUGGAUGGUAUUAUCUUGACAUUUCUAAAGUGCUGACCCUGCUUGAUGGGUGUCUAUGGCAGGAAUUCUCAAAGAAGAUCAUUUGAAUUGAGUUACAAUCAGGUUCAUUAAAAAAAAUUGACAUUAGUUUACAUAUUCACCAGAGUUUUGUCUUAAAAGUUUCACUGAAAACUACAUAACAAUAAACUUGUAGCAAUGGUAAACAAAACUCUAUCAGGCUAUGAGUGAGUAAGGAACUUCCAGUAUUGUAUCUUGGUAUUCUCUCUUCAUUCCCUAGAGUUAUUCUGGAUACUUUUUGAAAGCCAUGGUGAUUAAAGUAAUAAUUGAAAGAUAGUUGGCUCAUAUAGUUGUAAUUUUAUACACAUAGGAUUAUACACAUAGGAUUUGAUCUCUUGGGCAUGAUGUCUGUUAAACUGUGAAUGAAAAUAAAAA